Sus scrofa (pig) is the source of this 1692-nucleotide messenger RNA. NCBI's taxonomy places the organism in Eukaryota, Metazoa, Chordata, Mammalia, Artiodactyla, Suidae. The record is from RefSeq and is a predicted model, not a curated record.
GCUAGCUGCCGCCUGGGAGAGCACCCACGGAGCCGACAGGCAGCCGGCUGGCGCCGCAGGCUCCCCCGCAGCAGCCCCCUCUCCCGACCGCUCUUGAAGAGACAGACUCGGUCCCUGGACCCGCCAGGUGAGGCAGAGCUUGCUGUAGGGCUCGCUGUUACCAGGGGGGCACAGGACCUACCGGGCCAAGGCGGGACUCGCUGGGAUGACCCGCGCCUCCCGGGGACGCGGUGGGGGCUAAAGCAGGAGAAGUGGGCUUGUAUUUUUCCUGUAAAGGUGAGGAGUCUUCUCUCUAGCACUUGGUUUGAUGUACCCAACAGGUCCAAAUACGCUUCCAACAGGUUGUAGAGAGCAGUCACGUGGGGCAGGUUGGGAGCGGCGCCCGCCCUCCCCGCCUCCCUCCGCUCGGAAGCGCACUUCUCCCAGAGUUACACGUCGACGAGCCUAACCUGAGCUUUCCAUUCCGCUCUGCAGCGCCGGCGUCCGGGAAGGCCGGAGACGGGCUCGGAGCCUGGCAGCGAGCGCCCCGGCGCGGGUCCGGUGCCCGGGAGCGCAGAACCCGGCAGGGUGGCGGCCGGAGAGACCGAUCGCCCGCUCCCCGCCCUCGCCGGGAUGCACAACGCGUCGUCCUGGGGGCCGGGGCGCUUGAACACAUCGUGCCCCGGGCUCGAGCUUCGCUGCCCCAACGAGUCCGUGCCGCCGCCGCCGCCGCUGCCGCCGCCGCUCGCCGUGGCAGUGCCGGUCGUGUACGGGGUGAUUUGCGCCGUGGGACUGGCGGGCAACUCGGCGGUGCUGUACGUGCUGCUGCGGGCGCCCCGCAUGAAGACGGUCACCAACCUGUUUAUCCUCAACCUGGCCGUGGCCGACGAGCUCUUCACGCUCGUGCUGCCCAUCAACAUAGCCGACUUCCUGCUGCGGCGGUGGCCCUUCGGGGAGCUCAUGUGCAAGCUCAUCGUCGCCAUUGACCAGUACAACACCUUCUCCAGCCUCUACUUCCUCACGGUCAUGAGCGCCGACCGCUACCUGGUAGUGCUGGCCACCGCAGAGUCGCGCCGGGUGGCGGGCCGCACGUACGGCGCGGCGCGCGCAGUGAGCCUGGCGGUGUGGGGGUUCGUGACACUGGUGGUGCUGCCCUUUGCCGUCUUCGCGCGCCUCGACGACGAGCAGGGACGGCGCCAGUGCGUGCUGGUCUUCCCUCAGCCCGAGGCCUUCUGGUGGCGCGCGAGUCGCCUCUACACGCUGGUGCUUGGCUUCGCCAUCCCGGUGUCCACGAUCUGCGUCCUCUACACCACGCUGCUGUGCCGGCUGCGCGCCAUCCGCCUUGACAGCCACGCCAAGGUCCUGGACCGCGCCAAGAAGCGGGUGACGAUCCUGGUGGCGGCGAUCCUGGCCGCGUGCCUCCUCUGCUGGACGCCCUACCACUUGAGCACCGUGGUGGUGCUCACCACCGACCUCCCGCAGACGCCGCUCGUCAUCGCCGUCUCCUACUUCAUCACCAGCCUGAGCUACGCCAACAGCUGCCUCAACCCCUUCCUCUACGCCUUCCUGGACGACAGCUUCCGCAGGAGCCUCCGCCAGCUCAUGACAUGCCGCGCCGCGGCCUGAGCCUGCGCUGCCCCGGCGCUCAGGGUGGUCCCGGAUCCAGAGCCCCCCUCCCCCAACUUGCUGGCGAUGCAGAUUCUCUGGCCUCCC